AUGCCCCUUCCACAAAUUUGUACAAUCUUAUAUUUCAUCUUCAUGCUUCGUUUACCAGCAAUAUAUGGUGGUCCAGUUGCCAAACCAGGAUGCCCAAAUAUGUGCGGGAAUUUGGCCAUUUCAUAUCCAUAUGGGGUCGGGUCGAAUUGCUCGCUCGACCCGUCCUUUACCAUUAGCUGCAACACUGCCACAGAGCCUCCGAAGGCGUACCUUUCAAUCAUUGAUAAACAAUUGAUUGAAAUAAACGAAACGUAUAUUCGGGGACUUUGUGUUCGCUGUCCAUGUACACAAACAGGCUCACUGCCAUUGGCUGCGACGACGCUGUGCUGCAGUCCAACGGAACUUACAACAACGGCGGUUGCUCUGCCUUUUGUGAGGAACACAUCAACACUCAAACAGGGUAUUGCCCAUUUGAUCCUACUUCCAUCGGUACUGGUUGUUGCCAGGCCCAAAUCGUCGGAGGUAAUUCUCAAUUUGUAAUAAAUUUUCUUCUGUUCUAUUAUAGUUGAGUCGUUAUGUAUUUUUUUUCUUUUGGACAUAAUGUUUAUAAAAAUGUAAAUGUGUUUAGACUGUUGCUAUUGGUAAUCCAUGCCAUGGAUCACCAGCUAAUAAAUAAAUUAUUUAAAUGUUAAAGUGAAA
Messenger RNA from Salvia splendens (bonfire salvia), 639 nucleotides. RefSeq names its product wall-associated receptor kinase-like 4. The record is from RefSeq and is a predicted model, not a curated record. Gene Ontology annotation, molecular function: polysaccharide binding. The transcript is spliced from 2 exons. NCBI's taxonomy places the organism in Eukaryota, Viridiplantae, Streptophyta, Magnoliopsida, Lamiales, Lamiaceae. The coding region runs from base 1 to 480 and encodes 159 amino acids.